Molecule: messenger RNA, 738 nt
Organism: Insectozyma verbasci
Lineage: Eukaryota; Fungi; Ascomycota; Pichiomycetes; Serinales; Debaryomycetaceae
Source: the annotation of a GenBank genome assembly
AUGCCAACUAUAUUUCAUAGAUACAAUGAAUUAUUAAAAAGACAUCCAUUUAAGACCAAUAUGGUCAGUACGGGUUUAUUUUUUGGAUUUGGUGAUGCCAUAGCUCAAUCUUGUUUCCCACAUAAAUUUACGAAGGAAGAAAAAGAUGAAAAGACUGGAUUUACAAAGCAAGUUGAAGUAGUUGCUGAUUAUUCAAUAGAUAGAACAUUAAGAGCUUUAGUUUAUGGUUCAUUCUUUUUUGCACCUUUAAGUGUUAUAUGGCAUGGUAAAACAUUACCAAAGAUUAAAAAUCCAUUUAUAAAUUUCAAUAGAAGGAAUCAAAUGAGAAAUGAUCCGUUGCAAUAUCCUAGAUUACAUUUAUAUGAUACUUUAUUUAGAUUAAGUAUUGAUCAAUUAUUUAUACCUGGUUUAAUUUGGAUUCCAUUAUAUAAUACAGUGAUGGUUAUAUUAGCACAACAUCAUGAUCCAUUUACAGUUAUUAAAAACAAAUUGGAAACUAAUUGGUGGACUGUUUUAAAAGCAAGCUGGACAGUUUGGGUUCCAUUUCAAUUAUUAAAUUUAUAUUUUGUACCUGUUUAUUUAAGAAUUGUAUGUUCUAAUAUUUAUGCAGUUGGUUGGAAUUCAUUUUUAAGUUUUAUUCAUAAUACUAAAGGUCAUGGUAAAGGUAGUGGUAAGAAAAUUGAAGAAUUGGUAGAUAUUGAAGAUGAUUCAAAUUUGACUACAAUGGUUUAUGAUUAG